Molecule: messenger RNA, 536 nt
Organism: Capsella rubella
Lineage: Eukaryota; Viridiplantae; Streptophyta; Magnoliopsida; Brassicales; Brassicaceae
Exons: 1
Coding region: 103-411 (102 amino acids)
Source: RefSeq, a predicted model, not a curated record
UAAGAAGUCAUUCAUCAAACCCAUCACCUAGAACAAUACAAAGCAAAACAAAUACAAGAAACAAAACAAAAAAAACUCUCUCGACGAGUCCAAAGUUUCGAGAUGAGAAACAAGAACGGUAAAAGAGCCAGAGAAGAGCCACAGGCGAGGAUGGCGGAGUCGGUGGUUCGUAAUCGGAGGUUUGAAGGAAGAACACCAACUAAAGACACGUCAUCAUCGCAAAACUCGUGUCUGUCCACGACGGAGGAAGUGAAGGAGGAGGUUGCAUCGUCUUGGGUUGACGAAGUAGAGUUGCCGGACCCGGAGAUGGUGGUGGUGGGAUGUCGCAGGUGUCUGAUGUAUGCUAUGGUCUUGCAAGAACGUCAACGUUGCCCCAAGUGCAAACGCACCGAUGUGAUCGUCUUUAAUUAGACGAAUCUGUUCUAUGUUAUGGUUUCAAUUUGGACUUUUGAGUUAUUGGUAUAAUGAUGAAUUAAAUUUUCUUUGUAAAGUCCUCCUCUCUAUAAUUAAAUCAAAUUAUUAAGUAUUAAUCUCUA